Paraglomus occultum is the source of this 888-nucleotide messenger RNA. NCBI's taxonomy places the organism in Eukaryota, Fungi, Glomeromycota, Glomeromycetes, Paraglomerales, Paraglomeraceae. The record is from the annotation of a GenBank genome assembly.
AUGACCCGUGUUGUGGAAGCGGUGACCCGUGCUGUGGAAGUAGUGAUCCAUGCUGUAAUAGCAAUGACCCGUGCUGUAAUAGCAAUGACCCGUGCUGUGGAAGUAGCGAUCCAUGUUGUGGAAGUAGUGAUCCGUGUUGUGGAAGUAGCGAUCCGUGCUGUAAUAGCAAUGACCCGUGCUGUAAUAGCAAUGACCCGUGCUGUGGAAGCAGUGAUCCAUGCUGUGGAAGUAGUGAUCCAUGCUGCAAUAGCAAUGACCCGUGCUGUAAUAACAAUGACCCGUGUUGUGGAAGCAAUGACCCGUGCUGUGGAAGUAGUGAUCCGUGUUGUGGAAGUAGCGAUCCGUGCUGUAAUAGCAAUGACCCGUGCUGUGGAAGCAGUGAUCCGUGUUGCGGAAGCAAUGAUCCGUGCUGCAAUAGCAGUGACCCGUGCUGUGGAAGCAGUGAUCCGUGUUGUGGAGGCAUUUGUGAUUGUCAGGACUGUGUAUCAACAUGUUGCGGCAAUUCUAAAAGACAUGUCAUGGAACGGUCAGUCUGCCAUACGACUUGCUGCAAGAAGUGCUGCGGAAAUUCCGCUAGUAGUUGUCCACAACUUGCAUGUACAAAACCAGAAUGUGUACUAUCAAAGGAAUAUUGCUGCUCAACAGACGGCUUACCAUCAUACUGCAAUGAUACAUGCUGUAACAGUACUGACCCGUGCUGUGGAAACCCCGAUCCGUGCUGUGGAAGCAAUGAUCCGUGCUGUGGAAACUCUGAUCCGUGCUGUAACAGUACUGACCCGUGCUGUGGAAGCAAUGAUCCGUGCUGUGGAAGCAAUGAUCCGUGCUGUGGAAGCAAUGAUCCGUGCUGUGGAAGCAAUGAUCCGUGCUGUGGAAACUCUGAUCCGUGCU